CAUUUCAAAAUGUCAACAUUCAGCAAACAGGGUAUUCCCGACCUUCAAAGCCAAAUAAUCCUUGUUACUGGAGGCAACGCGGGCCUUGGGUAUGAAACGAUCCGCCAGCUCAGCAAGCACAACCCAGCUCGCAUCUAUCUCGCGGCUCGGUCCCGAACCAAAGCUAAACAAGCAAUUACCCAGCUUGAUCGGGAAAAUCCAGGCCUCACCAAGAUCCGAUUUCUCCAACUGGAUCUCGCCUCCUUUGAGAGCGUCAAAGAAGCUGCCGCAGACUUCCUUCGUCAAGAGACGCGCCUUGACAUCCUCAUAAACAACGCUGGCAUAAUGAUGACUCCGGAAGAUGUCACCACUGACGGAUACGAAAUCCAAUUUGGCACAAAUGUGCUGGGUCCUGCUUUAUUCACCCAGCUUCUACUGCCCAUUAUGCGCAGGACAGCAGAGGUCAAUAGCCAAGCUCGUAUGGUUAUGCUCUCCUCUGCUGCACACGCUAUGGCGCCCAGUGAUGUGUACAACUUCGACGAAUUUCGUACGACCGCCGCCAACCGCCGCACUACUCAGCGCUACGCCACGUCCAAGCUCGCCAAUCUCCAUUAUGCUAGAGCGUUGGCUGCGAGGGAAACAAAGGUGAAGAUUAUCUCGGUCCAUCCCGGGAUGGUGGCAACCAAUCUUCAUCAUUCCUCCACUGGCAUCUUCCUUAAAACCUUCCUCCAUGCUGCGAUUUACCUGGCUGCCACACCAGUGGAGAAAGGCGCUCUCUCUCAAGUCUUUGCGGCUAUUAGCCCAGAAGCGAAGCACGGACAGUACUAUGGCCCUAUAGGUAAGGCCGAAAAUGGAUCCAAAUUGAGCCGGGACCAUGACCUCAGGGAGCGAUUGUUCAGAUGGAUUCAGGCGGAGCUUUCACCACACGUGGGGACGAUUGUGUAA
Messenger RNA from Aspergillus vadensis CBS 113365, 924 nucleotides. RefSeq names its product short chain dehydrogenase. The record is from RefSeq and is a predicted model, not a curated record. The transcript has a single exon. The annotation marks the transcript as partial. Lineage: Eukaryota; Fungi; Ascomycota; Eurotiomycetes; Eurotiales; Aspergillaceae.